GGUCUUCGGCGACCCCUGUGAAAGGGUCGCGACCCACAGGUUGAGAACCACUGCAAGAUGGUGGGUAAUGAAGGGUGCUUGGGCUUUGAAACCUGACAAGCCUGAGCCCUCACCUUUGCACCCCACGGAGACUUCAGCUCCCUCCACUGAAAACGGAAAGGAUCUGCUGGAGAGUAAGUAACAGGCGUGGGGUGCUAGACACGAAAGUCCCUGGAAUGAUGAAUGAACUGCAGGGUUAAAGAUCUUCUGGGAUUCCUGCUACAUACACCCAGACCCACCGCCUGCGAAUGCUUGUUGGUUCCGCUCCGUCCUUCCGGCAGGGGGCAGCAGACCCCAGCCCCAGGCUCAGGGCCAGAGCAAACGCAAGGCAGAUGGAACCAGCAGCCAGACGACCCCUCCCGGGAUGCUGAAGGCCUACCUGGCUGGCCCUCUGCCCUCCGCGGGGCGGGGCGGGGCGGAGCCGCACUUGACCGUGGACGGAGGGACGCUGCGCAUGCGCGCCUCGGGAAGGCACCGCCCAGAACCCGCCGCUGCUGUCGAGAUCCGGCAAAGUGGGGCGCAGGCCACCAGGACCACUUCCGGACUUCAGAUACUGAGGAUUUUUCAGUGUUGCCUCCUUUUCAGGGCCAUCGUCUCCUCCUGUGCCCCGGAUUUCCUCCCCAAAGACCCUUCCGCACAAAGUUGUGCUUUCUCUCUUGCUCUACGACUGCAGCCUUGCCAAUGGACCUUGUUGGUUUUGGUUAUGCAGCCUUUGUGACAUUUGGAAGUAUUGUGGGAUAUAAGCGGAGAGCACUGUGGAUAUGCAUUUGAUGGGAGAAUAAUGAUGGCACCAAAUUAAGACCUGCGAACAACUACAUAAAAGUUGAUGUUUCAUAAUCUACUUUAAAGAGUGCUCAGUGUAAAAUCCUAAUAGGAUUGUUAUUGAAAAAAUGUUUUCAUUGUCAAAGACAUAUUUAAAUAACCUCUACUACAGAAUAGGAAAGAUCAUCUGGACA
Messenger RNA from Myotis myotis, 995 nucleotides. RefSeq names its product transmembrane protein 14A (gene TMEM14A). Bases 223 to 810 code for a protein of 195 amino acids. Gene Ontology annotation, cellular component: mitochondrial membrane. Gene Ontology annotation, biological process: regulation of heme biosynthetic process. Lineage: Eukaryota; Metazoa; Chordata; Mammalia; Chiroptera; Vespertilionidae. The record is from RefSeq and is a predicted model, not a curated record. The transcript is spliced from 4 exons.